Messenger RNA from Sorghum bicolor (sorghum), 1464 nucleotides. Its product is annotated as aldose 1-epimerase. Gene Ontology annotation, molecular function: aldose 1-epimerase activity; carbohydrate binding. The transcript is spliced from 4 exons. The record is from RefSeq and is a predicted model, not a curated record. Gene Ontology annotation, biological process: glucose metabolic process; beta-D-galactose catabolic process via UDP-galactose, Leloir pathway. Bases 236 to 1345 code for a protein of 369 amino acids. NCBI's taxonomy places the organism in Eukaryota, Viridiplantae, Streptophyta, Magnoliopsida, Poales, Poaceae.
AGCCCAACUUCUGCUCCUGUGCGCUACAUUUUGGAGCUACAGGUGUGGAGUGUGGACUAUGAAGCCGGAGCUGGGAGGAGGCCGGCCGGACGCGCCUAUAUGUAGGCGAUUGCCUUGGCAGUAGCCAACGACCGACGUACGCGACAGUCGUACACCCCUCCUCUCUUGGGCUCUUCCUUCCUGGCAAUCUGUCGCAGCAAGCAACAAGCUACAGCGUCCAUUAGUUGGCCCGGCAAUGGCUAGGGCUCAGCGCCUUGCUGCGCUGCUGUGCCUCGCGGUCGCGGCCUCCCUGCUGUCCCUGGGCGCACAGGCCACCACCGGCCCCCGCGCGAGGGUCGGCGUGUACGAGCUCAAGCUGGGGGAUUUCUCCGUCAAGGUCACCAACUGGGGUGCCAGAUUAAUGUCCGUCGUCCUUCCCGACUCCAAAGGGAAUUUGGCUGAUGUCGUCCUGGGCAGAGACACCCUCGCUGAAUACUUUAACGACACUUCUUACUUCGGGCCGAUAACCGGGCGCGUGGCACAACGCAUAUCAAGGGGCCGAUUCGUCCUCGACGGCAAAGUCUACCACCUGCAACUAAACGACGGCAACAACACGAUUCACGGUGGUGGCACAGCGUUCAGCAAAAGCGCCUGGACGGUGAAGGAGUACGUCUGCGGCGGCGACUCCCCGUACAUCACCUUGUACUACCACAGCUUCGACGGAGAGCAAGGUUUCCCGGGGAGCCUCGACGCGUACGUGACGUACCGGGUGACGAGCCCGUACACGCUGGGGGUGCACAUGAACGCGACGGCGCGGGACAAGGCGACGCCGGUGAACCUGCUGCUGCACGCGUACUGGAACCUGGGCGGGGAGGGCAGCGGCCGCGACGUCCUGGGCCACACGCUCCGGCUGCACGCGUCGCGGCACGCCGUGCUGGACGCGGAGCUGCUCCCUUCGUCGGGGCGCGUCGCGCCCGUCGCCGGCACGCCGCUGGACUUCCGGGCGCCCACGCCCAUCGGCGCGCGCAUCCGCCAGGUCAUGGGCGGGAAGGUCGUCGGGUACGACGCUAACUACAUCGUCGACGGCGGCGGGGAAGGGACGAUGCGGCCCGUGGCGGAGGUCCGGGACGCCGCGUCCGGCAGGGCGGUGGAGCUGUGGGCGAACCAGCCGACCGUGCAGCUCUACACGGGGAACUGGCUGAACCACACCGAGGGAAAGGGCGGCGGGGUGUACAACCAGUACGCGGGGUUCACGCUGGAGACGAUGGGGUACGUGGACGCCGUGAACCACCCCGAGUUCCCGUCGCAGACACUCAGGCCCGGCCAGGAGUACAAGCACGACAUGGUCUUCAAGUUCUCGUUUUAAAUUUCUCAUAGGUGCAUGAUUAAGUUUGAUGUGUUGUGCACACGCACAAGGGGAAAUCUGUUCGUUAUUGGUGUUUGACGGAGGCGAAUAAGAGGGUUUGACGAGUCGUUGUUUCAUUA